UCUCCAUUGUUUCUCUCUCUGAGCUUGGGGAUCAACUGAUCAUCAUCCAUGGCGGUCCUUUGCUCAUCUCCAUUUCUAUGCCCUCCCAAGCUCCUCGGAGCCAGGACGAACUGGUCGCGGUCUUUCCCGACGGUGGCGGUCUCGACUUCGGUUUCAUACCUUAGCGUCGGCAAGGACUUGCCGUUGGAUUACGAACAAUGGUUACAGAAGCCACAUCCAGAUCACCGGAGAAGAGCUGGCGUUCUGCUUCACCCGACUUCGUUUCGCGGUCCUCACGGUAUCGGAGAUCUUGGAGCCGAGGCGUUUCGGUUCAUCGACUGGCUUCAUUCCACUGGUUGCUCCGUUUGGCAGGUUCUUCCUCUGGUUCCACCGGAUGAAGGAGGAUCUCCUUAUGCAGGUCAGGAUGCAAAUUGUGGGAACACAUUGCUGAUUUCUCUUGAAGAGCUCGUUAAGGAUGGCUUGUUAAUGAAGGAUGAGCUCCCCCUGCCAAUUGAUACCGACCAUGUGAACUAUCAAACUGUCAACAAGUUGAAGGGUCCUUUGAUAACUAUGGCUGCGAAGAGGCUUAUUCUUGGCAAAGGUGAACUAAAGAGCCAGCUGGAAGAUUUCCUUAACGAACCGACUAUAUCAUGUUGGCUUGAAGAUGCUGCUUAUUUCGCUGCUAUAGACAAUACAGUAAAUGCCUUCAGUUGGUUUGAGUGGCCGGAACCUCUUAAAAGCCGCCAUCUUUCUGCCUUAGAAAAUAUUUAUGAAAGUAAAAAGGAGUUUAUAGACAUGUUCAUCGCCAAACAAUUUUUGUUCCAAAGGCAAUGGCAGAAAGUCCGUGAGUAUGCACAGAGCAAAGGAGUCAGUAUCAUGGGAGAUAUGCCCAUUUAUGUAGGAUAUCACAGUGCAGAUGUUUGGGCAAACAAAAAACAAUUCUUACUGAACAGGAAAGGUUUUCCCCUUCUGGUUAGCGGUGUUCCUCCUGAUCUAUUCAGUGAAACUGGCCAACUAUGGGGCAGCCCUCUUUAUGAUUGGAAAGCAAUGGAGAAUGACCAAUUUUCUUGGUGGGUCCACCGAAUUCGACGUGCACAGGACUUGUAUGAUGAAUUCAGGAUCGAUCAUUUCAGAGGUUUUACUGGGUUUUGGGCUGUUCCUGCUGAAGCUAAAGUUGCCAUGGUUGGACAAUGGAAGGUAGGACCUGGGAAGUCUUUAUUCGAUGCCAUUUUCAGAGCGGUUGGGAAGCUCAAAAUCAUUGCUGAAGAUUUGGGAGUUAUUACUGAGGAUGUAGUCCAGCUUAGGCGAUCUAUUGGAGCACCUGGAAUGGCCGUCCUCCAGUUUGCCUUUGGAGGUGGUUCCGACAACCCACAUUUACUUCACAAUCACGAAUAUAAUCAAGUUGUAUACACUGGAACUCAUGAUAAUGACACGAUCCUGGGCUGGUGGGAAAAUCUAAACCAAGAAGAAAAGUCCAAGGCAAUGAAGUACCUCUCUCUCGGUGAAGAUAAUGAUAUCACAUGGGCGCUUAUCCAGGCAGCUGUCUCUUCGGUUGCUCAAACCGCGGUCAUACCCAUGCAGGACAUUCUCGGGCUCCGAAGUUCUGCAAGGAUGAACACUCCUGCAACCGAGGUCGGGAACUGGAGUUGGAGGAUUCCGAGUCGGACGAGGUUUGAUCAUCUGGAAACAGAAUCUGCCAGGCUGAGAGAUCUUCUGUCCAUGUACGGACGGCUCUGAGUAGUUCGACCUCAUCAAUGUUUUAUGCAUGUCGGAUUUGUAUAUGUACGCACGUGCUCUGCCUUCGAAUAAUUAAAUGUGUAGUAUUCGUUUAAUAAAUCGAGCGAAAGGCAUUGUGAUGUGAUCUUAGGACAAGCUGGAAAUUAAUAAAAAUCCAGUGGUAAACGUGAUUAGGGGAAUAACCCAUGGAUUUGUCAGUAA
Tarenaya hassleriana is the source of this 1917-nucleotide messenger RNA. Its product is annotated as 4-alpha-glucanotransferase DPE1, chloroplastic/amyloplastic. NCBI's taxonomy places the organism in Eukaryota, Viridiplantae, Streptophyta, Magnoliopsida, Brassicales, Cleomaceae. Bases 49 to 1716 code for a protein of 555 amino acids. The record is from RefSeq and is a predicted model, not a curated record. Gene Ontology annotation, biological process: carbohydrate metabolic process. The transcript has 16 exons. Gene Ontology annotation, molecular function: 4-alpha-glucanotransferase activity.